AUAUAGAGUGAUUCCCCAAAUAUUCGUUUGAAGUUCCAACAAUUUGAGAUAUAGGUGGUUUAUAAUUUAGGCUACUAUAUACGAUCCCAAUUGGCCAAGAGAAAAACAAAAAUCAAUUCCACCAUCUUGGAAUAUUUUGCUGGGAUAUUACGAUAACUAUAGUAACUGUAACGGUUAUUCCCCAAUCACUGUAUAUACUAAACCUACAAUAAGCAGUUGUAUUUUAAUAUUGAAAAGACGUCGAUCAGGUACAAGGAAAUACAUGAGCAAUAUUUAGUGAAUGCAAACGGAUUUAUAUCUCUUGAUCGGAUUUAACAACAAACAUAGAGAAAACAUGUCAAUGAAAAACUGCCUGAACGAGAAUGUGCCAAAGUUGGUCAAGAAGCUGACCCGAACCAAAACGCUCGAUAGUGACGCAAUGGACACACCAUUAAAACGAUCUCUUGGAACAUUGGAUAUCUCUCUAAUUGGCAUUGGGUCAAUGGUCGGGUCGGGUAUAUUUGUCAUGUCGGGGACCGUGGUAAAAAAUAUUGCUGGACCUGCUGCUGUGGUGUCUUUCCUCAUAGCCGGUCUUGCUGCUGUUCUGGCAGCCUUCUGUUAUGCUGAAUUUGCCUCUCGUGUCUCCAAGACUGGCAGUGCAUACACGUAUACCUAUAUUAUCAUAGGAGAGCUCAUGGCCUUCAUUAUAGGUUGGGAUGUACUAUUAGAACUUACCAUAUCAUUGGCUGCCCUGGGUAGGGCAUUCAGUGGAACACUUGAUUCAUUAUUUGCUGAUGCAAUAAAGAACGGGACGCAGAAUGCAAUUGGAAAGAUGCAACUUGACUGGCUAAGUUACACCCCCGAUUUUGUAGCAGCUCUUGUCGUUUUGAUUAUAACGGCUGUUGUUGCAUUGGGAACCAGUAUUUCCACCAAAUAUAAUAAGAUAUUUUGUUCAGUGAAUAUACUAUGCUUAAUCGCUAUAUUUGGCGUUGCUUUCUAUUUUGCUGAUUUCGACAACUGGGAGAAUAAGGAACAUGGUGGGUUUUUGCCGUACGGUGUGUCUGGUGUCAUAUCAGGCGCAUCUGUAUUCUUUUACUCAUAUGUUGGUUUUGAGCAAUUGGCAUCGGCCGCAGAGGAGGCUAUAGACCCUGCCAAGUCCAUGCCUAGAGCAUGUUGUAUUGCAGUAGCAACAGCUAUAACACUCUACUGUGUAGGAGGAUCUGCUUUGACGUUAAUGUUGCCUUUUUACGAAGUGGACCCAUCAAGAGCAUUUUCAAGUGCUUUUGAUACAAAAGGACUUCCAUGGCUAGAAAAAGUUAUUGCAGUAGUAAUAUUGAUGUUCAUAAGUGUAACGUUACUCAAUUCUUGCUAUGGUUUAUCACGCAACGUGUAUGCUAUGGCCUCCGACGGACUUCUGUUUAAAUUUCUUGCCAAGGUUAACCAUAGAACGCAGACUCCUAUUUUUGCUAUUGCUGUGUUUGGUAUUUUAUCGUCUGUAUUGGCCCUUCUAUUUGAUAUACAGUCGUUGGCAGAGCUGGUGUCAAUUGGGAGCUUACAAGCAUACAUUUUUGUCGCAAUAAGCAUAAUAAUCAUUCGGUAUCAACCAAUGAAUAAAUGUCAAUUUGAAUUAAAACAAGAAGACAAAAGCAUAGACGGCGAAUCCAAACAAAUAUCUGCACUCGAAUCAACACAAUUACUAAGACUCAAGAAACUAGAGGACAGAGGUAAUAUUGGUCAACUGAAAGAACGUUGGAAAGGAUUGUACAUUUUAAAAAACACGGAGCCUGGCAAGGCUGUAUUGUGUUCAACCAUUCUAAUGAGUGUCUCCAUGUUGAGCGUCAGUGCAUUGGUUUUACUAGGAACUGAGUAUCUUAGAACAGUACAAUGGUGGGCUGUGAUGCUAUUGGUGAUAUUUACGACCCUUAUUGUCGUCUGCUACUUGAUUAUCAUAGUCCAUGAACAAAACACCAGGUUUCUCACAUAUCAGAUGCCAUUGGUCCCCUUUAUUCCAGCAUGUAGUAUACUUAUCAACUGUUGCCUGGUUGUAAAGCUAAGGCCAUCAACUUGGAUUCGUUAUUGUAUAUCUUUAGCAAUAGGACUUAUUAUAUAUUUUACCUAUGGUAUACGCCAGAGCAAUGAAAAUAGAGCUUUGUCUACAGACAGUCAAAUGGUGUCUUACUCUGAACUGUCGAAUGAGGCUAACGAGUCGAUGAACUCUCAGGACACUAAACCAGAAUCGCACACGAGGAUUGAGUGAUAUGGACAGUCCACAUUAUUACGACAAGCAUAUGAUAUUGAAAUUAUAUCAUUGAACAUGGGGCAAGGGUCGUAUCUUAGAUGCAUCUCAGACGUCCAUGGUGGUUUAUCCAUAUAAAAGAAAUCAUAAAAUCAAAAACCGAACAAAACAUUUCAAAUUUAAAUGACACGCAAGUAAACUUCUAAGACUUGGAGAUGGG
Molecule: messenger RNA, 2435 nt
Organism: Owenia fusiformis
Lineage: Eukaryota; Metazoa; Annelida; Polychaeta; Sabellida; Oweniidae
Source: the annotation of a GenBank genome assembly